CCAGUUCCUCAGCUCCCGCCGCCAGCGCCGCCGCCGCCCGUGCAGUGGCAGCCGCGGCCGCCUCCUGUCUCCUCGCCGCGGGGGAAAAGAGGACGCGCGCGAGCCAGCUCGGGCGUCCCCGCCCAGCCUAACCCCGCAGCCAUGAACCCCAACUGCGCCCGGUGCGGCAAGAUCGUGUACCCCACGGAGAAGGUGAACUGUCUGGAUAAGUUCUGGCAUAAAGCAUGCUUCCAUUGCGAGACGUGCAAGAUGACUUUGAACAUGAAGAACUACAAGGGCUAUGAGAAGAAGCCCUACUGCAAUGCACACUACCCCAAGCAGUCCUUCACCAUGGUGGCUGACACCCCGGAAAACCUCCGUCUCAAGCAACAGAGUGAGCUCCAGAGUCAGGUGCGCUACAAGGAGGAGUUUGAGAAGAAUAAAGGCAGAGGCUUCAGCGUGGUGGCAGACACCCCUGAGCUCCAGAGAAUCAAGAAGACCCAGGACCAGAUCAGUAACAUAAAAUACCACGAGGAGUUUGAGAAGAGCCGUAUGGGCCCCAGUGGGGGUGAGGGCCUGGAGCCCGAGCGUCGGGAGUCCCAGGAGAGCAGCAGCUACCGGCGGCCCCCGGAGCAGCAGCAGCCGCAGCCCCACCACAUCCCAACCAGUACCCCUGUCUACCAGCAGCCCCAGCCACAGCAGGUGGCUCAGUCCUACGGUGGCUACAAGGAGCCUGCAGCCCCGGUUUCUGUCCAGCGAAGUGCCCCAGGCGGGGGUGGGAAGCGGUACCGCGCUGUGUAUGACUACAGCGCUGCCGACGAGGAUGAAGUCUCCUUCCAGGACGGGGACACGAUCGUCAACGUGCAGCAGAUUGACGACGGCUGGAUGUACGGCACCGUGGAGCGCACGGGCGACACAGGCAUGCUGCCAGCCAACUACGUGGAGGCCAUCUGAGCUCCCUAGCGCCCCCGUCCCGUCUUGUCUCUCUCCAGCACAUUCCACGGCAUCGCAUCCGUCCAGCCACCCCGCAGUAUCUCUGUUGUUAAAUUCCGCGACAGCUUGUGAGUGUGUGUGUGAGUGUGUGUGUCCCCUCCCUGGCUUCCCUGGCCAGCUGAAUCCUAGCUCUGCUGCUGUCGCCAGCUCCUUCGGCCAGCAGGUCUUCCCUCUGACUCACUUCUUGAUUUUUCUCUCUGGAUAGAGCAGGCCUGGGCCUCUCUGAGGGAGACCUCUGCCCUCCAUCCCGGGCCUUGCCUGCCUCUCAUUUUGUUCCCCCUCAGACUCCCCUGCCCAGCUCCUCAUACAUCUAAACAUUCCAGAAAGCUCCUGACUCCUAGGACCAACCCCAGCCACCACCAGGCUGGGACUCUGUGCCAUGUUGGGAUUCAGGCCAUGAGCUCUGCCUCUCUGUCCCACGGAGAGGGCUGCUGGUCCACCAGGGGUUCUCCACCAGGGCAAGGAGGGCACCUCACACAGAGUGAGCUGUGUUUGACACCCACAGGCAUUCCUUCUGCCCGCACAGGCUAUAGAGUGAACUGAGAGCCACCACCCCUGGAGUAGCGUGGCCAUACCAGGAGCCGGCUGCAGGAGGGAGGGCUGUGGUGAAGCUCUUUGUCCCUCCUGCCCCCUGGGGACCCUCACUUAAACUCCCUGGAAGUUGGGUGGGUCCUGCAGGUCAGGAAGGGACCCCCCGGGGGCCUUUAGUACUAUACCCUGGCCCCUAGUACCUGGAUCUGGUGGGUGACUACCCCUGCCUCGUGCUCAUAGAAGAGCCACCUCCUCCACCACCACUGCCCAGAGUCUGAUGGACUUGGACCUGGGCGAAGCCUCCAGGUUGGGGGCAGGGGGUAUGUGCCAGGGGUGGGAGAGUGGAAGUAAGAUCUUGGGACGUAUCCACAAGUGUAGGCUCCUGAGUGGGGCUGGAGCCCCCAAAGCCUGCACGCUGAGCCCACUGGGAGGGGAGAGAAGUUGAUGAUGUUGUUCUGGAGUAGAAACUUCUCCCUUUCCUUUCAUCUCCAAGUGGAGAAAGCUGUCCCGGCCCCUCUGCGGGAAGUGAGGGCGGCUGACAGAGCUGCCUUGAGCUUGCUCCCGGCGUGUUCUCCCCCCUUCCCCCGACCAUCUCUGUGGCAUCUGCACGGUGGGUUCCCAUCACGUGCCCAGAGGCCCUCUGGAAGCAGGGACAGGAUUCCAGGGCUAUAAAACUGGAAGCCGGGUCUCCGAGGUGAGAAGGGAAAGAUGGUGCUAUAUCCCAGUCCCCUCCCGGCUCGGCUCAUGGGCGCCGGUUUGACUUCUGUCCGGGCUUUCUUGUCACCCUUCCAUCGUCCCCUUGCGUCUCAGCAGCCCCCCAACCCUGGUUGACGUCCUGUGCCCCUGGGCCGUGGCGCCCUAUAGCUCAGGAGUCUGUCCCAGACAGAGCUUGAGGAAGCGGUUCUGGGCGAUAGGCUGCUGGGUGUCGCUUUGGGCUCUUGGCAGGCUCUUGGUAAAGGACAAGCCCGGGCAGGCGCGAUCCAUUCCAUUUCCUCUUGAUCUCAAAGCACAAUGGAUUUGGGGAUCAAAGGUCAAGAGCACAUCCUGCAGGGCACCCGUGGGUGGGGAGGACACCCGUGGCCAGCCUCGUGUUUGCAGGCAUCUUGCUACCGACCCCGCCUCUCCUGGACUAGGGGCAUUGCCCUAUCCAUCCCCCACAGAGAGCAGGGGCUGCCGCUGUGGUGCUGAGGAGCCUUGGGGGGCUGUCGGGAGCCUGUCCCUUC
This is a messenger RNA of Ochotona curzoniae (black-lipped pika), 2726 nucleotides long. It is a transcript of the gene LASP1, whose product is annotated as LIM and SH3 protein 1. Gene Ontology annotation, molecular function: actin filament binding. The record is from RefSeq and is a predicted model, not a curated record. The transcript is spliced from 7 exons. The coding region runs from base 142 to 933 and encodes 263 amino acids. NCBI's taxonomy places the organism in Eukaryota, Metazoa, Chordata, Mammalia, Lagomorpha, Ochotonidae. Gene Ontology annotation, cellular component: focal adhesion.